GUUUCCCACUAGCUGUAGUUCACUGUUGCUGUGCCUGUCUCAGCACACGACCCGCGGCUCUGGUCUCACUGCACGACCCACGCAGAUCCUAAGCCUUUCCACCCCACAUUUAGUCCAGAAGACGUGAGGGGUUGUUGUUAUAACAAUCGUUAAGGAGAGAGGGUCCUGACAAGGGUUUCACAAUCUUUCGACGACCCGUUUUAUACGUGAACUCUAGUACAGAGUUGUUCUCCGGUACUGAUGAUUCUCUACCUAGUUGUAUCAGCACUGGCGUCUCUGCUCGUUGCUACAACUGUGAAGAGUCAGCUGCCUGUUACCAUGAACGCUACAGAGUCUACGCCUUUUCGGACGUCCACAGAGAGCGUGGCGCUUGGUGCAAUGUGGCGGAAGCAAAUUAACCAGUUGUACUUCACCGAAACGUUAAUCACUUCAUCUUAUUCUGACGCAUUAGGUGAAUGUUUGAAGUGCUGUGCUAAUAUGACUGUGAAAGAUAAACAACUGGAUUGGAUCAAGCUCACAAACUGUGGUAGCCAGUCGUUCAAGUGUUUAUUGGCGUUUCCAGAGAUUCGCUCCCGUAUCACUCGGGACGUCUUUUGGCUGACCUCCAAUAAUGACUACGUGUUAAUAUACAUGGGGAAUUCUUCCGACGUCGUCCUCAACUGGGAUUACCUCACAGGAGGGCAGAAGGUGUUAGAAAUUAUCCUCCUGGCCCUUGGUGGAGUUAUAUUAGUGAUAACGCUGGUAGGUAACAUCCUCGUGGUAGUUACAUUGUUCACUAUCCAUAGUCGAGGGGAAACCUGGUGGAUCGCCCGCAUCACUAUCGCUGUUACCGACCUUCUGAGGGGUUUCUUCGUCAUUGCUUUGGCUGUGAGUAAUUGCCUGUGUAUGAUGACAAAAAAUCUCCCUUUCUCGGAACUAAUGAACUUGGUCGAGAAUCUGGGCUUCCCUGGAAGCUUGUACGAACCUCUUUUUCUCCGUCGAGGAUACUCUAGUUUCUGUGGUAUUGUUUUCGGAGUCACGGCUGUCAUGUCCAUGCAGUGCCAUAGCUGGCUCACCUUAGAGAGAUUUUUAAUAUGCAACUAUCCUCGAGACAAGAAAAUUCUCACUCCUUUCCACGUCAAAAUUGCUGUGUUCGUCAUGUGGAUGAUUGCACUAGGCGUCUCACUUUUGUUUUCUGCAGAGAUUCAAUAUCAGAGUUUCUUCGACCCCGUCACCAAGUUGACUUUUAGUGUUUCCACCGAAAAGGAAUUUUGUGCAAGCUACUUGGCAUUUUGGCUCCUGAGCUUCUACUUUGCAGGGCUGUUUGUCUUCACCGUCGUCGUCUCACUUAAGACUAUGACAAUCUUCCGGAUCAGAUCCCAAGAGGAGAUGGCUGAGGUGGUCAAUAACACACCCAUGUUUCGAGUGAAGCAGCAGGAGGAUGAAGAUCGUUGCAUCAUGAUGACAAUGAAGCUGAUACUGGUACUGUACCUCGUCUCCACUGUUCCUCUGGUCUUUCUUCUAUACCCGAAGCUCAAAACACACGUUCCUCUCUUGUACUUCACAUGCUGGUGGAGCUUCGUGUUGAGCUCCUCUUGGAACUGGUAUAUUUACAACAUGCGGAGCACCUUUUUCAUGAACCACUUGAUUAGGCUGUUGUUGAAAUGUCCGUUAUUGCCGGAAUCCCUCAAAGGUAGAUUGAAGAAUCUGCUUCCCACCUCCCUGACCUUAGACUGGGAACCACUGUGGGUCAAGCUGGACGAUAUUAUGAGAAACAAUAAACAGCACUACACUGUUCGCAAUGAGGAGUGACUCUCUCGGUACACUUAAAACACAAAAGGGCUUUCCACAAUUCUCUCUCCCUCAUGAACACCAAAAGCUAACUACCAGUCACCAGACAGCGAUUAAAGGACGAAGGAUCAAGCUUCCGCAAUCUCUUGCGUUGAAUGACCCACACGGAUUCAACGCUUCAAGAAAUACAGUCUCUUCCUAAACACAUUUUCCCAGUGAUUGUGACGUCUUGUGAAGUUUUCCAGUGGGUGCAGCUGUGUGGUGACAAUUUCUGAAUAUAUUCCUAACGUGGAAUUUGAAAAAAAAUGUACAUAAAUGGGCGUAAAUGGGCUCAAAAUACAUGUCAAAUAAUAUAUGCAAAGUAUUAAACUAAUAAGUAAAUUAUUUAUGAUAUAAAUGCAUCUUCUGUAGAGUUUUUGGUAUUAUUCUUGACCUGUGCGUACACUCAGGGUUAUGUAUAUAAGUAUACCGAGAGUUUAAUCCCGACCUCAAGUAUUAUAGUAUUCUUGACAGGUGGUAAACACAUGGCAUUCAGUCUUAAUCACCUUCGAAUAGUCAAGAGACAAUAAACCCCGUUAACUAUUUAUCAUUCAUAAAUUAAAUAUUAAUAUACCAAAUUUAAACUACAGUAUUAUAACUGAGAAGUGAUCAAAAGUCCCAGGAACAAAACGUUUUCUAAUAAAUAUUUGUCCUAGUGUUUGCUUUCGUGUUUUUCUAAACCAACUUUUCGAUAUUUAUUACCAAGGUUUAUACCAACUGGAUUAAAUACUUAUUUUUCCUGUAUUAAGUGCGAAUUUUACAAAAAAAUUAAGUACCAAUAUCUUACAUGAAUUAGAUACCA
Molecule: messenger RNA, 2611 nt
Organism: Cherax quadricarinatus
Lineage: Eukaryota; Metazoa; Arthropoda; Malacostraca; Decapoda; Parastacidae
Biological process (GO): G protein-coupled receptor signaling pathway
Cellular component (GO): plasma membrane
Molecular function (GO): G protein-coupled receptor activity
Source: RefSeq, a predicted model, not a curated record